Molecule: messenger RNA, 3439 nt
Organism: Brienomyrus brachyistius
Lineage: Eukaryota; Metazoa; Chordata; Actinopteri; Osteoglossiformes; Mormyridae
Product: protein transport protein Sec24C
Exons: 23
Coding region: 361-3057 (898 amino acids)
Biological process (GO): endoplasmic reticulum to Golgi vesicle-mediated transport; COPII-coated vesicle cargo loading; intracellular protein transport
Cellular component (GO): endoplasmic reticulum exit site; COPII vesicle coat
Molecular function (GO): SNARE binding; zinc ion binding
Source: RefSeq, a predicted model, not a curated record
UUUGAUAGUUUUCAAGUAUGUAGGCUUGCUAGCUGUUGACCGUGUUUGUGCGACAAUAAAAAAUAUCCGUAGUAUACACUUUGCAAAUGGGACCGUUUUUCACGGGACGGUUUUCAUUAGGAUACAAUAGUCCUCAGACCAACCAACACACGGCGACAUUUAAUGAUCACACGGGGACAUGGCGUUGCAGUCAGGGGAUAUUUCCAUGAGAUAACCGGGACGUGGGGAGGAUCAUCAUCUCAGCUGGGAAAAGACGAGCCGUGUGGGGAAGCCGGAGGUCCGCGGUAUCCUCGGACCUAAACCCUCGCACUAAGGGAAAUAUGCGGAAACACUAAGCGCCACUGUGGUUUGUGUGUGAGAAUGGACGUCCCAGCCGUCACUCACGUAUAUGACAAUGGCUAUCCCUGGCAGGGUUAUGCGGGGUGGCCCGAGAGUGCCCCCAUAACCAGUACACCAGGGGCAUUUCCCAGCAGCCCCCCAGCUGAGUUUCACGCUCAGUACCAGUCUCCUCACAAUGGCCCAUUCGGUGCUGCUUCUGAAGCCCCUCCACCUUUCUGUGGGACAGGGCAGACUGCACUGCCCUCUUUGCUGAGCCAGCGGCAGCCUGCUUGGACUCCCUCACCGCCCUGCAUCAAUGGUUUGUUUAAUGGGCUUCACCUUGACUCCUCAAACUACACUAUUUUACCAGCAGGAGGCAGCCCACACCUGGACCACAGUGUGUCCAGCCCCAGCUGCGAGUCCCGCUAUGGCCUGGACCCCAAGCUCCUGCCCAGUGCCGUACAGAUUAUGCAGGAUGACAAGGCCGAGUGGGAGGGGAAGGUGUUUGUGUCUGAGCCCACCGGCCCCCUUCCCCCACUGGCCACCACUGACUGCUUGACGGAGGACAGAGGGAGUGCCAGCCCUCACUUCAUCCGCUGCACCUCCUAUGCAUUCCCCAGCCAGGCUGCAGCUGCCCAGCAGAGUUACUUGCCCCUGGGUGCCAUAGUGGCCCCACUGGCCAGACUGAAGGAAACUGAGUGUCCUCUGCCGGUUUGUGUCGCCGCUAUGGACAAGGGGCACAUACCAGACUGUGGUGACUGCGGUGCUCAUAUGUGCCCUUUCAUGGCCUGGCAAGACUGUGGACAGAGGUUUUACUGCCCCUUCUGUGGAAACCUUAAUGAAGUUCCGUGGCAGUCUUACCAGCCCACCAGCUGCCAGGGGAAGCGAGUGGACAGUGAGGAGAAUCCUGAACUAAGCUGGGGAUCAUACGAGGUCCUGGAGAUGCAGAAGGGUCAACCCCCAGGGCUCCUGCUGGCCGUGGACGUGUCAUCUGCUGCAGUCCAAGGAGGACAGCUGGAGCUUGUCUGCCAGCAGCUGCGCACGUUCCUGGGCUUCCUCACCAGGGGUGAAGCUGGGGACCAGUCAGACCUAAGAGUGGGCCUGGUGACCUACGGCAGGAAGGUCCACCUCUAUGACUUAAGCCCCGCCCUGUCUCGCCCUCAUAUGAUGGUUGUCAUGGAUACGGAGGAGCUGGAGCUGCCCAUGUGGUCGGGGCUUCUUGUACCACUAAAAGACUGCAGGGACAGCCUUGACAGCGUUCUGCAGCAGGUCCCCCGCCUCGCCAUGGAAGCAGAGGACAACCCCGGGUCCCAGGAGCUGCCAAUCCGUGCAGCACUUCGGAUCUUCCAGGCACUGGGGUGUCCCGGCAAGCUGCUGGUCUUCCAUGCGGCACCGCCAAGCGAAGAGGCACUCACACGUGGGCCCUCGGGAUUCUUACGCUCUGCGAAACCCAAGUCCGUGUUCCAGCCGCCGGAUGCUUGCAUUUCAUUGGCUAAGGAGUGUGUCAGUCAAGGCUGCUCCGUGCACCUCUUCCUGUUCUUGCAGCAGGAUGUGGGCGGUGCAUGGCCAGGACAUACCACGCAUUUCACAGGGGGAGGAUUCUUCCCUUAUAACGGCCUUCAGUCAGAGGUAGACAGGGAGCAGCUAAAUCGUGACCUGAGGAGGUGUGUGGAGACCAAUACGGCCUACAAAGCUCAGCUCAGAGUUUUUGUCAGCAAAGGCCUGCGUGUGUCUGGCUGUUACGGCGCAUUCAUACCGGGCCCUGAUCCCGCCCACAUCUCCAUGGCUGCCCUCGACUGGAGCACGGCUUUAGCUCUGGAAUUCAGUCACGACGGCCCGCUGGAUGACGGGAGGGGCGUGGUCAUACAGGCUGCUCUGUCAUACACUAACGCCAAGGGGGAGAGGAGGACGCAGAUCCACAGUAUGAGUGUGAAUUGCUCGAACAACCUGCUGGACACCUUCCGUAACUGCCAGGCUCAGACGCUACUAACAUUCUACUGCAAGAAGAUGUUUGCCAGAGCUCUGGAGCGCCCCCCACAGGAGCUACGUGAGGAACUGCAGGUGGAAGUGACCCGAGCGUUGGCCUGCUACCGGAAGCACUGCUGCUCCAGUGUGGUCACACAUGGUCAGCUGGUGCUGCCUCAGUUCCUGAAGGCCUUCCCAGUCUACCUGAACAGCCUGCGCAAGAGUGAGGUGCUGCUUCCCGGGCUGCGCAGCUCCAUCCCCCAGCGUCUGCAGCUGCGCAGCCGUCUGGUCAGCAUGGACGCCAGGAGUACGGCCCUGCACUUUUAUCCACUGCUGCUCCAACUGCCAGUCCCUGCUGAGGACUGUGCCAAUCUCGCACCGGCCGAGCCCGUGCGCUGCAGUGCCAGCAGCCUGGACCCGGCGGGACUCUACCUGGCCCACGGGCCCCUGGUGCUGCUGCUGUGGGUGGGCCGCUGUGUGAGCCCCGGGGCCUUAAGACAGCUCUUCAACAUCACCUCCUUCUCCCUGCUGCCCCCUGGUGAGGCUUGUCUACCUGUGCUGGACACGCCCCUCUCCAUAAGCGUGAGGAGCCUCGUCCAGACACUGCGGUCACACGCACCUCAUUCGCUCAAGCUGGUGGUGGCCAAACAGGGAGAAGUCAGUGAGGAGGUUAUCCAGCCCUUACUAGUGGAGGACAAGAGUCCAAACGGUGGGGCUUCCUACCCAGACUUCCUGUACCACCUGCACGUUAACUCAAUGCGCCUGCUGCUGUGAAAACACAGCUCUCUCCAGUGUUGAACAACCCUGCAUUUUAUCCUUACUUUAAAUAUACCCCCCAUAUAUUUGGUUUAAGAAGUGCUCAUUUUCAAAUCUGUCUAAUUUAACAAGAAACACUGGAACAGUACAGUGUUGUCAAAUCUCAGUAUGUGGAAGGUAGGACAGUCAUGCAAGAACAAAGCAAUAAUUAAAUAUUUGCAUUUUUACCAAUUAUUUUUCUAACAUACAAGUCCUUUGUAACUAAAUGUUGAUGUCAUUUCCACCUACAAAAUACUACUGUGUUCUACAUGGGAAAUCAGAAUGAUUCCUUGGUUCCAUCAUCUUACCACCUGUGCUGCAUGUCCACAACGGAAUAAACCAACCAUUCGGAUGUCCCUUA